Molecule: messenger RNA, 2160 nt
Organism: Ziziphus jujuba (common jujube)
Lineage: Eukaryota; Viridiplantae; Streptophyta; Magnoliopsida; Rosales; Rhamnaceae
Exons: 13
Coding region: 172-1557 (461 amino acids)
Source: RefSeq, a predicted model, not a curated record
AUUAUUUAAUGGGUUUUUUGGGGCGCAAAGACACAAAAGGAGAAGAAGCUCCUUGGCCCUUUCCUGGCAGAGAUCUUGAUGGGCUGAUCAGACUACCAACCACCCAACAUAAAACGACAACCUCUGAGACUUCAUUAAACUCUGAAACUCUCUCUCUUCUCUGUCUCUCUCAUGGCGAUCGCUGCUGCUUCUUCACUUCCUCUCGGUCCUUGUCAUAAUCAUUCAUGCCAUGCAGAAGGAGUUUGUUGUUCAACAUCAUAUGGGAUCACAAACAAUUUCAAAAAACCUACUUUCGAUGGUCGAAGAGUUGCUGAUCAUCCCAGCAUAAGGAAUCCAAUUUUUGGGUCAACACAAUUCCACUGGCUGUCUAUUGGACAUGAUGUUUGCCCUUGGAAAGUUUCAGUGGCUGCUGACUAUUCGGAUUUUGUUCCUGAUUCGUCUAGUUACAGGACUAAAGGAGGUUAUCAUCCUCUGGAAGAGUUAAAGGUGUGCAAAAAGAGCCGGGAGACUAAACUUACUUCUGCUGAAAUAGCAAGGACAACGGUUGAGGAUAAUAGCAGUGCGUUGCUGAUAUUCCCUGGGACUGUACAUUGUGAACCACAUGAACAAAUUUCAUGGGCUGAGUUUCAAUAUGUUAUUGAUGAUUAUGGAGAUCUAUAUUUUGAAAUUUUUGAUGACGGAAACAUCUUAGAGGACCGUGCAGCUAGUAACCCUGUGAAUGCUUUGAUUGGGAUGGACAUGCCAAUAUAUGAGAACAGACGGACGGUUGGUGAAUACAACAUUUCAGAUAGCAGUAGUGAGGAAAUUCCCUUUGAUGAUGAUUAUUUUGAGGUUGUAGAAUCAGAAGUCUCCGAAAUUCCAGUGGAUUGGGGGAUGCCAGAUACUUCUAGUUUGACUCAUCCUAUAUAUUUUAGCAAAUGCUUGACGAAGGCCAUCAAUAUGGAAUAUGAUAAGAAAAUGGAUCAUCCAUCAAAUGGUGUUUCUAUUUUGGGGUGCCUCAGACCUGCUUUUGCAGAUGAAGAAUCAUAUAUAAGAAAGCUGUUUUACUAUGAAGGUAGUGAUGGAUAUAAUUUGGAUUGGAAAGAUGGUGAAACUUUGAGCAUUAAUUCAAGAAGUGAUGGAAGUGACGCUGCCUCAACUCUGUACAGAUUGGAGACAAUGAGAAUAGAGCUGUUCUCUGUGUAUGGUAUUCAGUCUGAAAUUAGUUUGCAAGACUUCCAAGAUGCGGAGCCUGAUUUUCUUGUGCACUCUACUUCAGCAAUUGUAGAGCGCUUCAGUGAAAAAGGUAUUCAGUGUGAUGUGGCUCUUAAAGCUCUUUGCAAAAAGAAAGGUCUUCAAGUUGAGGGAGCUAAUUUGAUUGGCGUUGACAGUCUUGGAAUGGAUGUCAGAGUCUUCUCGGGGUUGGAAGUACAAACUUAUCGUUUUCCCUUCAAAGUUCGAGUCACCUCUGAAGUUUCAGCAGAAAAGCAGAUACAGCAACUUUUGUUUCCUCGGUCUCGUCGUAAAAAGCUGAGAACUCAUGGGAAUGGUUAUAGAGAUUCAAUUCAAAGAGCAUGAAGAGGUUGCAAGGCAAUCUGCGUUUAUAGUAUUAGCAACCGAGAGGAACCCAAAAGUGGCUGCACAUGUGCCAGCACAGGAGUUUCAUAAGACAAAACUCUUUAAGGAGAAGAAGAAGACCCAUAAUCACCAUUCCUGCUUUGAUGGGGUCAGGAACGGCUUAGAAAUGGGUUAGUUUAACUUUUACUUUUAUAUGAUUUGUUUAGUUUCUACGUAGAGGGGAUGUGCUGAUGUGCACCAUUUGCACUUUCUUUGUUUAGAUAUUCAUCUAUAAAAGUAAGGUCCUCUUGAAUCUUGAUACUAGUAGAAGAAAUAAAUCGUUUCUAGACUCGGAUAAGUGAUUUUUGCUCCCUCUGAAAUAAGUCUUCUAAAAGGUACAAGAUAUGGAAGUCUGAAUUACACCACCGACUUGAACAAAGUACGACUUACAUUUAGAAAUAAUUUAUUUUUUAGUUAAAUAUAAUGGUUACGUUGUAACAUCUUCAUUUCUAAUACUAUAGCUCCAACGAUCCAAUUGUUGAAUUGGCUAAUAUUUUUGGAGAGAAUCUUGAGUAGUUUGUCAGAUUCAGAAGUUAAAAUUUUGGUAUUGGCUUUUCAUUCUUA